Mucor mucedo is the source of this 1077-nucleotide messenger RNA. Its product is annotated as WW domain-containing oxidoreductase-like protein. NCBI's taxonomy places the organism in Eukaryota, Fungi, Mucoromycota, Mucoromycetes, Mucorales, Mucoraceae. The record is from RefSeq and is a predicted model, not a curated record. The transcript has a single exon. The coding region runs from base 46 to 999 and encodes 317 amino acids.
GUUUUCCAUUUUUUCUUUUUUAAAAAAAAAACUAAAAUUUCUCUCAUGUCACAUACUAUUGAUAAAACAACAUCCGCAGACGAUAUUCUCAAAAUUUACAACAUCCGAUUAGACGGUAAAGUAGCCAUUGUUACUGGAUCAAACACUGGUAUUGGUUUAGCCACUGCUCGUUCUUUAGCAUCGGUUGGAGCCAAAGUUAUUAUCCCUAGUCGUACUCUGGAAAAAGCUCAAGGUGCUGUUAAAGUGAUUAAAGAAACUGUCCCCGAAGCCGAUUUAAUUGCUAUGCAACUUGAUCUAUCCGACCUUGCUUCUGUGAGGAAAUUUGCUCAAGAUUUUUUACAGCUCGACCUCCCUCUGCAUAUUUUGAUCAAUAACGCCGGUAUUAUGGGAACACCCAAAUCAUUUACCAAGGACGGUUUCGAAUCACAGUUUGGGGUGAAUCAUCUUGCACAUUUCCUUCUUGUCGAUCUCUUAACAGAAAAAUUAAAGGCUAGCGCACCUGCUCGUAUAGUCAUUACAUCUUCCAGUGCAAACAGUCAAUUUGUCCCCGUCUCUGGUCUUGAUUUCGACAACCUGAAUUCGGAAAAAGGAUACGCUUCUUUCCCUGCUUACGGUCGAUCCAAAUUUGCCAACGUGCUCCAUGCUAAGGAGCUUCAACGUCGAUUUGAUGCUGAAAAUGUAGACAUUACCGUAACAAGUCUUCAUCCUGGAUACUGCAAGUCAGAACUGGGGAGAUACAUGUCUUUUUCAUCUUUUUUCAAUAUGCUGAGACACAUGAAGAGUUUCACAAUUGGUCUGGAAAUCAUGUCCUACCUAAAGACGGCAGAGAUUGGCGCCUCAACCAAUGUCUUUUGCGCUGUAUCCCCUGAUGUUAUCAAGGGCGAGUUUUAUAGUGACAAUGCUGUGAAUACCUAUCUUUUACAUGAAGAAGCAAAUAAUGAAGCCAUGGCUAAGAAACUUUUCGAAGUGUCGCGUGAACUAGUAAAUAAGACUCUUUAAAUAGUAAUAACUUUGUAUAUACAAUAAUAAAAAAAAAACUCUUACUAAGCUGUGGUAUUUUUUUGAUACCAGCAGAAA